CCCCCCAUCGACCGCACCAUCACCACCGCCGAACACACCAACCGCCACAACCACCACGAAAAUGCCGGCUUCCUCUCGCACACCGCGGGCUUCUCCCCGUUGCACCCCACCACCCAGCUCCCCCCCUCCCACUCCGCCUGGGACACCCUCGCCACCUCCCUCCCCCACCUCAUCCAAACCCAAACCGUCCGCUCGACCAUCACCGCCCUGCCCCUCCUCGACGCCUCCCCGGCCGCCCUCCCAGACAAAUACCUCCAACGCGCCGCGACCAUCCUCGGCAUGGCGGCCCACGUGUACGUUCGCAUGGAGGGCAGCGAACCAUUAACCCUCAAGUACCCCUCCCAUGGGGCGAUCCUGCCGCCCGCGCUGCAUCUCCCCUGGGGCGUGGUCUGUAGUCGUCUCGGGCGAGAGACUCCCAUUCCAUCCUUGACGUACGUGGACGGGGUCGUGGCAAAUUAUACAUCGACGAGCGUGGAUCCGCGCCGGGUCGGGGUGACGAAUCUCUCCCUCCUCGUGCCCACGGUAGGAAACCUAGAGGAGAAGAUGUUCGUGGGCGUGAUGAUCGAAAUCAAUGCCAAGACGAUCCCGAUGAUCGCGGGGAUCGGGGAGGCGCAGCGGGCGGUCUUGGCCCGAGAUAUUGGGGCGUUAAAAGGCACCAUUCGGAGGCUGCAUACCGGGCUGAAGGAGGUGGGUCGGACGCUGGGAAAACUGACGGCGAAUCGGGCCGUGCAAGGCCAUCUGGAUCCCGUGGUGUGGACGCUGACGGUGGCGAAUCUGGGCAUUCCGUGGGUGGAGGGCGCCGUGGGGGCGGCCGGGACGGCACAUCCGUUUUUUCAUCUCAUGGAUGAGUUUACGGGGCGGAGGGAGUAUGGGAGUGGGAUUGGGAGGGAGGCGCAGGUGGUGAGGGCGAUGUAUCCGGUGCAUUGGCGGGGGGUGUUGGCGGCGGUGCGGGAGGUGGACGUCGGCGGGUGGGUCGGGGAGGGGGGGGAUGAGGAGUUGGCAGGGUUGUGGAAGCGCUUCCUGGAGGCGUAUCAGGGGGAUCAGGGGUUGUUGGGGGUGCAUCGGAGGAAGGUGUUUGGGUUUUUGGCCGUGUCGUUUCGGAUUGGGAGGAGUACGACGAUUAAUGGGUUGGGGAGGAAGCGGAGGGCCGAGCCGUGGUUGGAGGCCGAUCAGGCGUUGGAGAUGGCUCGGUUGGAGAGG
Molecule: messenger RNA, 1200 nt
Organism: Aspergillus ibericus CBS 121593
Lineage: Eukaryota; Fungi; Ascomycota; Eurotiomycetes; Eurotiales; Aspergillaceae
Exons: 1
Biological process (GO): 'de novo' NAD+ biosynthetic process from L-tryptophan
Cellular component (GO): cytoplasm
Molecular function (GO): indoleamine 2,3-dioxygenase activity; heme binding; metal ion binding
Source: RefSeq, a predicted model, not a curated record